Molecule: messenger RNA, 2512 nt
Organism: Lycium ferocissimum
Lineage: Eukaryota; Viridiplantae; Streptophyta; Magnoliopsida; Solanales; Solanaceae
Product: putative GPI-anchored protein pfl2
Exons: 5
Coding region: 488-2209 (573 amino acids)
Biological process (GO): cortical microtubule organization
Cellular component (GO): cortical microtubule
Source: RefSeq, a predicted model, not a curated record
AAUGAAAUGAAACAUCACAUCCCAACCAAUCGUCGUGACUUGUCCUUUCAAUAAUAAUAAUAAUAUCUGAUGUCUGAAAAAAACAAAAAAACCCCAAAAGCAAAAGUCAUUGUAAACCCAAAACAAAACGUCUCUCAAAAUUCAAGUUUCAAAUAUCACUGCUCCCCACGACACACACACACACACACACACUCUCUCUCUCACACACACACACACACACAUCUUCAAAAUCUUCUCUAUAUUUCUCUACCUGCAUAUAUAUAUAUACACAUAGACUACAACAAAUUUAAUUCCAUAUAUGUUAUAUAGUCUAUCUAUCCAGGUGUUAGAUUAAUGCAGCUUCAUUUCGAGCUGAUUUUUCAUUUUUGAACAGAGCUUCAUAGCUAGAGCGCUUUUAUAGAAAAAAAUAAAAAGGCUAGGGUUUUGUGAGCUGAUUUUGCAUAAUAGUGAUGUAUUAAGGAGUUGAGGGUUUUAUUUGUUAGUUGCAAUGAAUAGAAGUUUUAGAUCAGAAGAUUCGGGUACGAGGCAGAGAAUUAAGAGCUCAGAUGAGGAACUAUCAUUGUUUCUUGAAAUGCGAAGAAGGGAAAAUGAAAGAAAUCAUAAUCGAUUUCUUCAAAUAAACGACGAUUUUGAUCCCCUUGGAUCAAACAAUGGUAGUUCACCUGCAUUAAAUAUUGCAUCAGCUGCAUCAGUACGGAAGACUCGUGCUGAUGAGUUCCUUAAUGCUGACAAUGAUAAAACUGAUUACGACUGGCUUCUAACACCUCCAGGUACUCCUCUUUUUCCUUCUCUAGAGAUGGAAUCGCGUAAAACUAUGAUGAGUCAGCUGGGAAAUUCUAGAGCUCAUCCCACUGCAUUGACAUCUAGAUUAACAAAUUCUCUCCCAGAGACCACCGGAAGAAGCAACUUAGCAUCUAGACAGCUAGCUUCCUCUCCUGGAUUAAACACUUCAAGUUCUAGUCUUCGAAGACCUUCUUCUUCAGGUGGAUCAAGACCUUCUUCUUCAACUGGAUCAAGACCUUCAACUCCGACUGGUAGACCGACAUUAAGCUCAUCUACAUCCUCCUUGACCUCAGCAUCUAGAUCCACAUCUGCGAGAGCACCCAAAGCAAUGACAUCGACUGCAACCUCUAAAACAAUGUCAACCGCAACGACAUCUAGAUCAUCAAGGUCUGCAACACCUACUUCUCGUGCCACCAUGCCUUCUGCAAAACCCACUGUCCCUCCAAGAUCUUCAACACCUACUGCAAGGUCCAAUGCAAGGUCCUCAACACCAACAAGCAGGGCCUCAAUUACUGGAUCAAAGUCCACAUCCAGGGCAGCAACUCCAACUCGUCGAGCAACUUCAGUGUCAAGUACAACAAAUACGACUGUUCCUCAUGUUAAACCUUUAUCUUCCUCUUCAAGUACCAAGUCAGCUACAAUGGCAUCACGAAACCCUGCAGCCCCACGUGCUAGUUCUCCAACUGUAAAACCCAGACCAUGGAAGCCUUCAGAUAUUCCAGGGUUCUCCCUUGAUGCUCCACCCAAUUUAAGGACAUCACUACCUGACAGGCCAAUUUCAGCUACUAGGGGAAGACCUGGAGCAGCUAGUGCUAGAUCUUCAUCUGUUGAUCGAGCUUCAAAUGGAAGGGUUAGACGACAAUCAUGCUCUCCGGCAAGAGGACGUCCUCCUAAUGGUGUUAUGCAUAGCAAUGGAAGCUCUGUUCCUGUCCCAUACAUGAGCCGACUUCAUGCUAAAGCCAAUGACAAUGUAAGCCCUGGCAUGGUUGGGACCAAGAUGGUUGAAAGGGUAGUAAAUAUGCGGAAGCUAGUUCCUCCGAAGCAAGAUGACAGACAUUCUCCACACAGUAACUUAUCUGCAAAGUCUUCGUCACCUGAUAGCUCAGGUUUUGGAAGAUCAUUAUCAAAGAAAUCCUUGGAUAUGGCUAUUAGACAUAUGGAUAUAAGGCAAAGAGUCUCGGGUAAUCUGCGUCCGUUGAUGACUAACAUUCCAGCAUCCUCUAUGUACAGCGUGAGAUCAGGGCCUAAUAGAGGCAGGACAAGCAGGACCGUCAGCGUGCCUGACUCCCCACUUGCCACGAGCAGUAAUGCUAGUUCUGAAGUGAGUGGUAGUAACAAUGCUGUGUGGGUCAAUGGAAGUGAAAUUGAUGAUGACAUUAGCAGCGAUAAAGGUGCUCGAUCACCUGGCAGUGUGCAUGGGAGGUGAUGAUUGGCCUUUCAUGCUGUAGGAUGCUUUCUCUGUUAUGGAUCGGUGCCAGUUUGAGAGUUUGACACCAGAAUAUGAUUGUUUCCCAGGAAUAACUGACUGAAGAACUGACUAAUUUGACUCACUUGAUUAUGUAAAGAUUGAUGCACUGUCUAGCUGUAUUUUGAAGCCUUUGUAUCGUUAGUCCAUUAAUGCUAAUUUCUUAUUUUUGUUCAUGAGAAGUGUGACAUAUAUAUGAGAUAAACAUCUUGUGAUGAGUUUGAUCCUGAAUGAUGAAAGGGCGCUUCAUUUUUGGCACGGGAA